This is a messenger RNA of Chlamydomonas reinhardtii, 9281 nucleotides long. RefSeq lists its product as uncharacterized. The coding region runs from base 193 to 8799 and encodes 2868 amino acids. The transcript is spliced from 36 exons. Lineage: Eukaryota; Viridiplantae; Chlorophyta; Chlorophyceae; Chlamydomonadales; Chlamydomonadaceae. Gene Ontology annotation, molecular function: microtubule motor activity; ATP binding; microtubule binding. The record is from RefSeq and is a predicted model, not a curated record. Gene Ontology annotation, biological process: microtubule-based movement.
GAACCGGCUAAUGUUUUGACCAUUAUCUAAACUUGCAAAGUGACAGACGAAUGAAAAUUUGGACUAAGCCUCUCGUCUUCUGACAAGAUAGUCCUAGAGCAGCUGGACCUGCUGUGCUUGGACUGAUUUGGAGGAAUGGAAAACAUCAGGUGUGCCUCAGCAGCGAGCGUCGCAGUCUUGACCGCGGCUGAAAUGCCUUUCGCCGACUUGUCCCGCAGUGUGAGCGUGCGGGUGAGGCCGCUAAAUCGCCAGGAGGGGAACGAGUACUUCGCCUGGAAGGUGGAUGGUAACAGCAUAGUCCAGUUGGACCAGAGUACUCGCGAUGUGGACAGAACCCGCGACACCAAAUAUGGGCUUGACCACGUCUUCAGCCCAGAGUGGACAACAGCGCAGAUUUAUGAGGUUACCACGCAGAGCCUCAUCCACAAAAUGGUCAGCGGCUUCAACAGCACUGUGUUCGCCUACGGCCAGACGAGCAGCGGCAAAACCCACACUAUGCGCGGCACCCCGGACAGCCCGGGCAUUGUCCCGCUGGCUGUUGCGGAGGCUUUCCGGCUCAUUGAGAGCAAUGAGUCUCGCGAGUUCCUCAUUCGUGUCUCCUACAUGGAGCUCUACAACGAGGAGGUGAACGACCUGCUGGCGCCCGAAAACAUGAAGCUACCCAUUCAUGAGAGCAAGGAGAAUGGGCCGUACGUGUGCGGCCUGCGCGAGGACAUCGUGACCAGCCCGGAGCAGGUGCUGGCGUUGCUGGAAUCGGGCGAGGCCAACCGCCACAUCGGUUCCACCAAGAUGAACGAGAAGAGUAGCCGCUCGCACACCAUUUUCCGCAUGGUGGUGGAGAGCCGGGCGGUGAACGCGGAGAGCGAUGAUGCCGGCGCGGUGCUGGUGUCAGUGCUGACACUGGUAGAUCUGGCCGGCAGCGAGCGCGUGGCCAAGACGGGCGCGGAGGGCAUUCGCAUGAAGGAGGGCACCGCCAUCAACAAGUCCCUCCUAACUCUGGGCAAUGUGAUCAACAAGCUCAGCGAGGGCGCGCUGGCCACAGGCGGCCACAUCCCCUACCGUGACUCCAAGCUGACGCGGAUCCUGCAGCCGUCGCUGGGCGGCAACGCCAAGACCGCCAUCAUCUGCGCCAUGACGCCCGCCGGGUGCCAUGUAGAGGAGAGCCACAGCACGCUGCGCUUCGCCUGCCGCGCCAAGCGCGUGGUGAACAACGCCAUGGUCAACGAGGUGCUGAGCGAUGCGGCGGUGCUCAAGCGCCAGACCAAAGAGAUCGAGGAGCUCAAGCGCCGCCUGGCGGAGAGCGGGGUUGGCGUGCACGUGGAGGAGCAGAUCAACAACCUGCGCGCGCAGCUGCUGCGCAGCGAGCAGGAGAAGGAGCUCAUGCGCGUCAAGCUGCAAGAGGAGCAGCAGCAGCGCGAGAAGGCGCAGAAGCAGGUUGAGGUGGCGAAGAAGCUAAUGUUCCAGCAACGUGACGAGCCGGCGGAGGGCAUGAGCCGCAAGCAGAGCCGUCGCGAGACGUGGUGCCCCGGCAAGAGCGCCUGGGCGGCGCCGGCGGCGGGGCUGACGGACACAGCUGCCGACACGCCCACGCAGUCGGGCGGAGGCGAGCCCGCCGAGCGGCGCAAGCGAAGCUUCGGCCGGCUGGACGGCGGCCUGGCCGGCAAGUCCAACCCCCACCUGUCGGCCCUGAUUGAGGAGGACGAAGAGGAGGGCGACGCCGUGGAAGGACCCACGCCGCAGCGCCGCCGCCGCGACCGCAGCUCCAUUCCCUCUGACGACGUCUUCUCCGAGGGUGACGAGGACGAGGAGGGCUCGGUGCGCCAGGGCCUGGACCGCAUUAUGGCAUUGCUGCCCAGCCAGGACCGCCAAGUGCUCCGCGCCUUUGCGCAGCAGCUGCAGGACAGCCAGGAGCGGCUAAGCAGCAUGCAGCAGGAGCUGCAGGCCGCGCAGGAGGCUGCCGCUCAGCACGAGGCCACCGGCAGAAGCGCCAGUGAGGCCCUGGAGGCGGCUCAGCAGCAGCAGGAGGCGCUGACGCAGCAGCUGGAGCAGGCGAAGUGGCAGAGCCGCAAGCUGGACAAGAAGGUGGAGGAGCUGCAGGCCGCGUGCCGCGCGGCUGACCAGGAGCGCGAGUCCCUGGCGGCCGCCAGUGCGGCGCAGCUGGCUGGCGCCACUGAGCGCCUGGAGGAGCUGGGCGGCCGCCACCGCGAGCUGAACGACUCCCAUGCCGAGCUCAAGGAGAAGCUCAAGAGCCUGAAGGCCGAGUUGGGCGACACGCGUGCCAAGCUGGAGCUGCGGGACUACGAGGCGGGGCUGCGUGAGGCCAAGGAUGCGGCGGCGGCGGCCGCGCUGGAGGAGCUGGGUGGCAAGGUGAAGGGCAAGGCGGAUGAGCUGGAGGCGGCGCGCCGCACCCUCAAGGCCGCGGAGGAGCGCGCCACCGAGGCGGAGGCACGUGCUCGCGAGUUGUACGAAUGCAACAAGCGCCUGGAGGUCCACGUCGGGGAGCUGGAGUCCCGCAAGCGUGCGCCGUUGUACCAGAAGAAGCAGGAGGAGGAGCUCAAGGCGGCGGUGGAGAAGGCGCAGGAGUGCGAGGUGCGCGCCAUCGAGGCUGAGCUGCGUGCCAAGCAGGCGGCGGCGGAGACGGAGGCGGCGCAGAAGUUGCUGGCCGAGCUGCAGGGGGAGGUGGCGGCGACGGCGCGUGCGGCGGCGCGCUCGGCGGAGGAGGCGGCGGAGAAGCACGCGCUGGAGGUACAGCGGCUCAGCCUGGAGAGCGCCGUGACGCAGGAGCGCCACGAGGAGGCGUUGACGGCGCUGCGGGCAGCCAUGCAGGAGGCCGAGGCCGCCAGGGUUGCGGCACAGGAGGCGCUGGCGGCCAAGGAGCAGCAGCUGGCGGAGGCGGGCGAGGCAGCGGCCAAGCUGCGCAAGCGCAUCACCGAGAUGGAGUCGGCAGAAGUUGAGCUGCAGGCCUGCAUGACGGCGGCCCAGGAGAGGAUUGCGGCGCUGGAGCAGACCGCUGAGGAGGAGAACGCCACGCACGAGGCAGCGAUGGCCGAGCGGCAGCAGCAGGCGGAGCAGGCCGCCGCGGAGGCCGCAGCCGCGCACGAGGCCGCCCUCACUGCCCUGCGCACCGAGCUUUCCGACGCCAAGACAAGCGCUGCGGCGGCGUUGUCGCAGCUGGAGGGCGAGCUGCGCAGCGCCCGCGAGCGCGCUGAGAUGCUGGUGAAGGCGUCUCUGGAGCAGUCGGCGGAGGCGGCGUCGGGCAAGGCGGAGCUGCAGCGGCAGGUGGAGGAGCUGUCGGCCAAGGUGCAGGAGGCGGCGGGCGCGCUCAAGGCCAAGGAGGAGCUCAAGGAGGAGAGGCUGAAGAGCAAGCAGGAGAUUGCCAACCUGAAGGGCGAGCUGCAGAAGCUGCAACUGGAAUCCAAGACCGGCGCCAAGGGCAAGGACAUGGCCCAGAAGGAGCUGGACGCAGUCAAGAAGCGGCUCACGGACGCGGAGGCGAAGCUGCGCGUGGCGCUGCAGGACAAAGCGACAGCACAGCAGGAGAAGGCCGCGCUGGACCGGCAGCUCAAGCAGCAGCAGGGCCAGAAGCUGAUGAUGGAGAAGACGCUAGAGAAGAAGGACGCCAUUGAAUACAAGAAGCGCGAGAGCAUCAUGGUGAACCUGAGUAAGAGCAAGGAGCAGCUCAACAGCUUCGAGGAGCGGCUGAAGCAGACCAGCGUGGAGCUGCAGAAGGUGCAGAUGGACCUCAUGGCCAAGCAGAGCGAGUGCGCCGGCGUGGAGGAGCAGCUAGCGGAUGCGCAGAAGGAGGGUGCGCAGCUGCGCGAGGAGAACGGCCGCCUGGAGGUGGAAGGCACCGAGCUGCGCCACAAGCUGGACUGCCUGACGGAGGAGCACAAGGAUGUGUCGGGCCAGCUGCAGACUGCCACCGCCGAGCUGGAGGCGCUUAAGGCUGCCGCCGAGCAGCAGGCGGCGGAGCUUGCGCGGCUGCAGUCGGAGCUAGCCGGCGCGCAGUCCGACCUGGCGCAGCGCCAGUCCGUCAUGGACACAAUGCGCACCCAGCAUGAGGUGGCGACGGAGCAGCUGGCGGCGGCGCAGCAAAAGGUGGAGCGGCUGAGCGCAGAGGCGGUGCAGCAGGCGGCGGCGGGCGCGGAGCUGCAGGCGGCGCUGGAUGCUUCGCAUGCGGCCACGGCGGCUGCAGAGGUCAAGACCAUGGAGGUGCAGGCUGCCCACGAGCGCGUGAGCAAGGAGGUGGAGCAGCUGCGGUCGCGCGUGUCGGCGCUGGAGGCCCAGGAGGCCGCCCUCCGAGGCGACAGCGCAGCCGCCAGCGACCUGCUGGCGACCACCCAGGCGCAGCUGGCGGAGCGUACGGCUGCAUGCGCCGAGCUGCAGGGCAACCUUGACCAGGCGCAGGGCGCUGCCGCCGCGCUGCAGGAGCAGCUCUCGCAGCAGGCAGCCACCCUGGCGGCCGCUGGUGACAAGCUCACGGCCAGUGAGGCACAGGCACAGAGCUUGGCAGCCCAGCUAACCGCCGCGGAGGACCAGCACCAGCAGGCCGCAGCCCGCGCCACUGCUGCCGAGGCGGAGGCACAGCGCCUGACCAGCGAACUGGCUGCCGCCACCGCUCUGGUGGAGCAGCUGCAGGCGCAGGCCGCCGGCGCUGCCGCCGAGGCCGCGGCGGCUGCAGAGAGGACUGGCGCAGUGGAGGCCGAGUCGCAGCGCGUGUCUGCAAGCCUGGUGGCGGUGGAGGCGGAGGUGCGCCGGCUCACGGACGCGCUGGCUACGGUGCAGGCGUCUGCAGCCUCAGGCAGUGAGGAGCUGGUGGGCAAGCUUUGUGAGUCGCAGGCGGAGGUGCAGCGCCUGACUGACCGCGUGGCGCAGGCCGAGGCGGCGCUGGAGGAGGCACAGCGUCAGGUGGUUGAGGCCCAGACUGCCUCUGAAGCUGCGGCGCAGCAGGCAGCCGCACAGCUGGCGGAGGCCCAGACCGAGGCCCAGCAGCUGGGUCAGCAGCUUGAAGCCGAGAGGGCUGCGGCGCAGCAGCUGGCUCAGCAGCUCGAGGCGGCGCAGGCAACCGCUGUUACGGCUUCGGGCGACGCGGCGGGCCAGCUGACUGCCGCGCUGGAGGAGGCGCAGCGUCUGCGUCAGGAGCUGGCGGAGGCCCAGGCGGGUGCGUCGGCGGCCUCCAGCGACGCCAUGUCGCAGCUGGCGGAGGCGCGGUCCCGUAUGCAGCAGCUGGAAGCCACGCUGGAGGCGGUGGCGAUGGAGGCAGCCACGGCACGCCAGGCCGCGGCGGAGGCGAAGCAGGCACUGCAAGUGCAGCAGGCACGGGUGCAGGAGGUGGAGCAGCAGCUGGCCGCCGUCGCCGAGGCAGGCGCUGCCGCAGCACCACUUGCACCUGCACCCGCCCACGCCGCCACGCCUGCCCCCGCCCACCGUGACGAGGACGACACUGCCGGCCUGCUGGACAGCCCGGCGCCGCAGCCCCGCGCCGCCUCCGUCGCCGCCGCCACCCCAGCCGCCGCGCCAGAGCAGCUCCAGCUUCUUCUGGGCGCGCUGGACCAGCUGCGUGCCGAGUCCGCCGCCGAGAUCGACCGCAUCAACGCAGCCCUGGCGGCCGCGCUGCACCGCAGCGACUCGCUUGAGCUUGAGCUGGCGGCUGCCCGCAGGCAGCUGGCGGAGGCGCCGGUUGGCGGCAUCGGCAGCGGGGAGCUGACGCGCUCGCUGAACGGCGCGGGCAUGGCCCGGCUGCAGAUCACCGAGAUGCAGCAGCAGCUGGAGCAGCUGAGCCAAGAGCUCAAGGACGCGGAGUUCGCACGCGACGAGGAUCGCGCAGCCGCCGCCUGCGAGCAGCAGCAGCUCAGGGCGCGCCUGGCGGCGGCGGAUGCGGAGCUGGGCCGCGAGCGGCAGGCGGCGGUGGAGCUGCAGCAGCGCUGCGCGCAGCUGGAGCAGCGAUGCGCGCAGCGGCAGCAGCAGCUGGCGGUGGUAGCUGCAGCAGAGGGGGCGGCUGUCGCGGAGGUGCAGCAGGGCGCUGUGGGCGCGGACACCGCUGUCUUGGAAGCUCGCGUGUCGGAGCUGGCUGUCCAGCGUGAGACGCUCGAGUCGCAGCUGGCAGCGGCACUGGCAGCGCAAGAGCAAUUUGCGGCAGCUGCCGCGGAGCAGGCCGAGCAGCGGCUGCAGCUGGAGCGCGUCAUUGACGAGCUGUCGGUGCGCCUGGCCGCACCUGCAGCGGCGGCGGUGUCGGUGUUGGAAGGGGAUGCGGCAAACGAGGAGUUGCAGCAGAGGCUGCAUGCGGCCCUGCAGGAGGUGGCACAGCUGGCGCAGACCAAGCAAACACUGCAGGAGCUGCAGGAGCGGGCGGCGCAGCUGCAGGCGGCGACGGAGGAGCAGGUGGCGCAGCUGGCGCAGGCGACUGCCGCACAGGAGGCCGCGGUGGCCGAGGCGGUGGCGUUGCAGGCGCGCUUCGAUGUGCUCGCGUCGCAGCACGCCGCUGUGGAGCAGCAGCUGCUGUCUCUGCAGCAGCAGCAGCAGCAGCAACAGUCCGCCACGGCGGCGCCGACGGCCAUGGAGGUCACCGGGCAAUCCCUGGAGCAGCAGGAGGAGCUGGUGUCGGGCCUGCGGCAGCAGGUGGCGGAGCUGCAGGCGCGGCAGGCGGAGCUGGAGGCGGAGAUGUCGGACGUGCAGGCAGCCUGCAACGUUGCGCGGGCAGAGAAGCACACCGUGGAGCGGGCAACUACCCACAGGAUCCUGGAGCUGGAGACCGCCAACAUCCGGCUACAGGACGAGGUCGCGGCGCUGCGUGGCGAGGGCCCGGGCGCCAGCCGCGUCAACGUGCCCGAGACCGCGCCGCCAUCCCUAGACGUGGAUGCGCUGCUGGCGGAGCGCGACGGCCUCAGCGCCAAGGUGGCGGAGCUGGCGGCCGCCCUGGAGAACGCCGCCGCCGCCAAGGAGGCAGCUGCGGCGCGGCUGGGCGCCGAGUUGGCGGAGAUGCGGCAGUCGGCGGUGGCGAUGGAGUCUGAGCUGGCGGCGCUGCGGGAGGCGCACACGAUGGCGGAGGCGGGCAAGGCGGCAGCGGAGUCCAGGGCCGCUACUCUGCAGGAAUCGCUGGAGGGCGCCACCGCGGCCCGCACCGCGCUGGAGGGCAGCGCCGGCGGCCGCGUGGCCACAGCGGAGGCGGCGCUGGAGGCGCUGCUGCUGCAGUACGACCAGGCAGUGGCGGCGCAGGAGGCGGCAGCGCGGCAGGCGGCCGAGGUCAAGGCCGACGCAGAGGCGCUGCGGCUGGCUCUGGGCGAGGAGGCGGAGCGGCGCAAGGCGGCGGAAAAGAAGGGCGAGGAGCUCGCUGACCGGGCCGAGGACCUCAAGUGCCAGGUGGAGGUCCUGCAGGAGAGCGUCCGGCAGCUCAACGACAGCCACCAGCAGGCUUCGCAGAAGGCGGCGGACGCGGAGGGCGCCGCCGGCGAGGCCGCCCAGCUGCAGCUGCAGGUGGCCUCUCUGCAGGCCGCCGUGAAGCGCCUGGGCGAGGAGCUGGCAGCCGCCAAGGAGGCGGCGGCGGCGUCCGAGGCGGAGCUGUCGGAGCUGCUUGACGCCAACACACUGCUCGAGUCGCAGAUGCAGGAGCUGCGGGCCAGCCACGCCGCUCUGCAGGCCAAGACCGAGUCGUCCGCCGCCGCCUCCGAUGCGCAGGGUGCGGCGGCGCUGGCGGCGGCGCUGCGCGAGAGCGAGGUGCUGCGGUCCAAGCUGGAGGUUCAGGUGCUCGAGCUGACGGAGCAGAUGAGCGGCGCGGCGGAGGCGCGGCGCGCGGCGGCGGUGGAGCGUGCAGAGCUGGACGGCGCGCUGGAGGCGGCGGUGGAGGCACGCAGCCGGCUGGAAGUGGAGCUGGCGGGCAUGGACAAGGCCGUCAAGGAGCUGCGCGAGGAGAACCGCUCCCUGGAGGACGAGCUGGCGCGGGCACAGGAGGCGCUGCGCGAUGCCGGCGGACCCGGCCAGCCCACCGCCGAGUCGCUGGCGGAGCUGCAGGGCCAGCUGCAGCUGCAGGAGAACCGGCACCGCCUGGCCACUGAGCAGCUGCAGGCAGAGCUGGCGGCGGCCAACAAGCGCUUGGCGGAGGAGCAGCAGUCGGCCGGCUCGCGGGUGUGCGAGCUGCAGGCUCAGCUGCGGGAGCUGCAGGCAGAGCUGGCGACGCAGCAGGAGGCGCAGGCGGAGGCCAUCGACGAGCUGGAGCUGAGCGCUAAGCAGCGCGAGGCCGAGCUCAAUGCUGAGAAGCUCUCGCUGGAGUCCCAGAUCCACUGGCUCACAGAAGAGAACCAGCGGCUACAGCAGCAGCAAGCCGCCGGCGCCCCCGCGGCUGCUGCUCCCGCCGCGCCCCCGCCGGAGCUGCAGGAGCGCAUCGCCAACCUUGAGAGCGAGCUACGGCGCGCCAAGCGCGGCGAGAUGAAGCUGCAGGCGCUGCUGUAUCGGCUGCGGAAGGACGUGGACAGCGCGGGAGGGCCCGCGGCGGCUGCGGCCGCGGGUAGCGUCGGCGGCGCUGUGUUCGACAACCUGCGCGACGUGCGGUCGCUGCAAUAUGAUGUGGACAUGCUGACUGAGAAGUGCAAGCGCUUUGCCCGCGAGGCGCAGCAGCACGAGGCUGAACGCCGGCGGCUGGAGGCGCUGCUGGAGGUGCAGCAGCAGCAACAGCAGCAGGGUGGAGGAAGCCGGCACGUGGGAGGCAGCGGCAGCGGCAAGGGCCAGCAGCAGCAGGCGGCGCACCUAGCGGCUGGCGGUGGCGGCGGGGUGCUGGUGGAUAAGGAGAACAUGCCAUACCGCUAAAGCAACCAGGGUUAAUGGGUGUCGGAUGGUGACACGUAUGUUCAUGACGUAAGCCCUGAGCCCAUGGUGGUGCUGGGAUGAGGCGGGCUGUAUGCCUGGGCUUGAAGGCUGAGAUAGAAUCACAUCAGAUGGGUGGGGUCAUGGUGUGGGCGACGGGAUGUGAAUUGACUGGGUGCGCGUCACUGUGUGCGCGCGCGCCAAAGCCCGUUCGUGCGUGGGUGCAUGCGUCAUUGGCUAUAGCAGCACUGGUGCCGGCAACGCCAAUGCGUGCUUCUAUCUAUGCACUUGUGUCUGCCAGUGCAGACCAUGCGAACUUUUAGAGAGCUGCGCAUAUAAGCACACGCCGUACGGAAUACACACAUGCCGCGUGUCGACGUAUUGCAUACGGUGUGCAGCCGAGCGACUCACGGGCAACUCACAGCCACGUGGACCGUAUGGCCGCCUGCACUGGGGCUAGCAUAUCGCUCCGACAGGUAACAUGU